This is a messenger RNA of Hemiscyllium ocellatum (epaulette shark), 4711 nucleotides long. RefSeq lists its product as uncharacterized. The record is from RefSeq and is a predicted model, not a curated record. Gene Ontology annotation, molecular function: single-stranded RNA binding; zinc ion binding; double-stranded RNA binding. Bases 145 to 3453 code for a protein of 1102 amino acids. The transcript is spliced from 23 exons. Lineage: Eukaryota; Metazoa; Chordata; Chondrichthyes; Orectolobiformes; Hemiscylliidae. Gene Ontology annotation, cellular component: precatalytic spliceosome.
GCCAGAGGCCGGCGGCCAGCUGCCACCGCUCGGACUUUGUGGGGGGUUACGUGACUCCAGACCCUUUCGAAAGGCCGCUUGAGGAGAAAGUACAAGCAGAGGAAUAACGAGUGCUGCAGUCGGCCUCGGUUUCCGCCCUGAAGCAUGAGUGAUGCGGUUAACAUUCAUCAAACUGUCUCGGAUGGAAACGCUGAGCGCGGGAUAGAGAUCGCAGAAGAAGAUUCAAGUGAAAUCCAACAUCACGGUAUCAGUAAUGAAAGAGAUGUAACAAAAAGUCCCGAAAACCAGACCGGAGUUCAGACGAAUAGUGGUCAAGAUGAAGUGAUGGAUGAAACGUGCCAAGAUCAAGCUCAGCCGAACAGUAAACGUGAUGAAGAUGAGUGUAGUAUCGAUAAAGUCCAACCCGAGGCUGAAAAUGCUGAAAGCGAAAUUAGUGAUGCUGGGCACCAGGCUCUUGUUCAGGCGAACAGUGAUGUGCAAGGUGUAGGAGAAGUCCAAUCUUGCAGUAACAGCAGUGAAAAAGAUGAAACACAGAGUGAAACAGCGCAAGUUGAAAACGAGCCUAUUGAUGGAAAUGAAACUCCAUUUGAGGUAGAUCAAAUUGAAAAUGAAAUUGAAAAUCAGUCCACCAGUGGAGAGCAUGAUGAUGCUCUGAUUGAGGUAGAUCAAGUUGGAGAUCAUUUUACCAGCAGUGAACAAGAUUUGGUUCAGAAUGAGUUGGGCCAAAAUCAAGCUAAUAAUGAUAAAACAAAGAGUGGCACAAAACAAGAGAACCUUCCUAAUGAUGGUAGAGCAGUGGCAGCUAAGACUGGUAUGCGCAAAACCAAAUCAACGCUAUCUAGUGGAAGAACUGGAAAAACAGGUGUCCUCAAAGGGAAUAGAACCCCAGCUUGUAUUGACAGAAAGAAAAAGCUUGCCAUAAAAAGUUGCAGAAAAAUUGGUAAAACCAGCAGUGACUUUUCAGUUGCUAAAAGUGCCUCAAGCCAAGCUCAGACUAAGAGUAUACUUGCCAAGCCUAAAUCCCAAACAAAGAAUGCUGAAAAAGGAAAUUUAAAUGUUGUGGAGGAGGCAGAUAAAGUUCAGCCUCAACUGACUGAUGAGAAAGAACCUUUGACUGUUGAAACUAAUGCAAGUGACAUAAAUGAACCUAAGAAUGAGGCAGCAGACAUGUCCAAUAAAGACCAACUGCAAGCUACCACAGAUCAAACCUGGCCACCUGAGAGGACAGAGGCACCUGCCAGUGGAAGGUUACCUGAAAGUGAUGGAUUUCUUCCCAGCAAAGAGGGCAAACCGGUGACUAUGUUUUGGUGUGAUAUUUGCAAGGUAGUUUGUACAUCUGCUCUGAAUCUCCAGAUGCAUUUCCUUGGCUUUAAACACAAAAAGAUUGAAGCAGCUUUAAAAUGGAAUGUUAACACUGCGGAAGAAGGUACUAAAGAUGAAGUUUCAAUCCCAACGGAGACAAGAACUCUGGAAUAUCAUCUCAGUAAAAUGAAGAUAAACAAGGCAGUGCUUGGUCUUGACUAUGUAAUUGAAUAUCGUAAUGAUCAAAAGACGAAUCCACAGUUUGUUUGUAAACUGUGCUACUGUAAAUCAGAACUCACCUGGUUUUUCCCCCAUUUGCUUGGAGCUAAGCACAUGACAAAUUAUCUGGAAAAGCACCAUCCAGGUGCUCUUAAAUAUGAGGGAGAAAAAUUGAAGCCUUCUGAAUGGAAAGAAUUUGUCUUCAAAAAAGCACUUGAAAUUGAAAAGCUAGAUGGAAGAGGGAAGGUGACUAUUGUCCACGAGAAAACCAAUGCAAAGAAUAAUGAAAAAACUGCUGUAAAGAGAAUUGCAGAAGUGUCUGCUGUGGAGCCAGAACAUAAAGUGCAGAAAUCUGAAGACACUUCAAAUGAAGAAAUAAAGGAAAGUGAGGAGUGGUCAGGGAUGUACCUCUAUCCAGAUGGUCUUCCUAUCAAUUUUCCAGUGGAUUCAAAGCCAUACACACGACCAGUCCGGGCACGUCAAGAAGCCACUGCUCCACAAGGAGCAGUUUCAGCAGUUGAUGACCUGUUAAGUUCGGUAGGAUCAAAAAUUCUGGAAGAUUACAUCAGAAAUUUUGAUUAUGAGGAAUCUAUAAUAGGGUUGGAUUUUGUGACUGAAUACCAUUAUCGAGGAAAAGAUGAACCAUAUUAUUACUGUGAACUGUGCACUUGUGAAUUGCCUCUUCAGUGUGUUCUGGCACAUAUCUUUGGACUUAAGCACAAGAUGCGUUACGUAAGAAAGAGGCAUCCAGAGAUAUUGAAAUUGAAUGUAGGAAAAUAUAAAACAAUUGUCAAGAAGAAAGCAAUUGAAAUUGAAAAGACAGAUGGCAGAGGAAGGGUGAGGGUUAUCCGCGAUUAUAAUGGACCUGCACUUAGUGAGAAGAUAGCUACUGGGACGAUGUCAUUUGAAGACGACGAUGUAGAAAGUGAGCUACCACUCGUAGGAUACAGUUUUGAGCAAGACCAGAACACCAACAUGGAAACCACCACCUCUCCUGAUACUAGAACAAAAAGAUCUCCUACGAGCUCAAAACCAUCCAACAGACUAAGUUGUUCAAAAGCUGGUUCUCGGUCAGAUUAUAAAUACUCCCGACGUGAUUCCUCGACAAGUCGGCAUGUCCAGUCUAGGAAAAGAGAAAGCUCUAAAGGUACUAAACAUUCUGGAGAAGACUGGCGAGAUGAAUGGCAACGAUCGGUUAAGCGAACAAAAUAUUAUAAACAAGAUAAAGAAAGAGUAAAAGAAACAAGUAUACAUUCUGACAGAGACAAGAAACGGAAACAGACAAGAUCAGAUUCUAAAGAUGAUUACAAGAAAGGAGACAGGCCUAGGAGUAGUAAAGAUGAUCAUCACAAAGGAUCUAGCGUUAGCCAACGGGUAUCAGGAAAGCAUGGGCUGUCCAAACAAGAUAUCAUAAAGAAGGAGAUUUUGGCAUAUUUGGCCAGUUUUAAAGUUAUUAGUGACACUGAUGCUGGAUAUGUCAAGGAGAUAAUGUACAAACUUAGCAAUCGAUUGUUGCAGUUUGGUCAAAAGGCCAUGAAGAUCACGGGUUCUGCUGAGAAAUUAAUCAAAGAAACAAAAUCCUGUAUACCAGAUGGAAGUUUUGGACGUGACUCUCAUAAGACAAAUUUACGGAGUUAUUCAGGCUAUUCUAGCAGGGAUAAAAGUAUGAUGGAAUCUGCUGAAUAUUCAUCAUCUGGUUCUCUAACCAGAAGCUCCUCAUACCAUUCUGCAGCACGUAACACUGAUGCAUCGAUACAUAACAACCUCCUGAGCCCAUCACUGCUAAAUUCUAUUCGCGGGAUGGAUGAGUGUACAAUUACUAAUACACUCACUAGGCUGGCGGCCAACAAUCCUGCAUUUGAAGGUAUAAGGAUUUCAACCUUGGUUACUGUGUUGAUGGAGGCUGGUGUGCUUAGUAAAAGACCAAAGUAAAAUGUACCACAAUUCAGUGCCCUAUCCAGCUGGCCUCCUAAAAGAAAACAUUUGGACACCUUGGGUAACAGCGAUGACUCAACAAAAACAUUCUUUAUAAACCUUUUUUAUAAGAUUGAAUUAGUAAAAAAGGCUGGUUUUGUGCAUUCCAAUAAGUUAAAACAUUAGUUAAGUAUAUCUACAGAAAACCAUUAACUUUUGUGAGUACUGUUGAUUUUCAGCUUCAGUGUAGAUUGCUUAAUUCUGCUUACACCAAAGUUUCAGCCUUUUAGAUUUCAAAGUUAACUGAAGUGUUCUGUAUUUUAUUUGUUGAAAUUGUUAGAAUUGCAAAGAUCGAACAUUUCGAUAAUUAAUAUAGUACUGGCAUUGUUCUGAAAGUAAUAGUCCCAAAAACAUUGUUAAUAUCUAAUCAGCAAUCCCAGCAGCUAUUCAAAACAAACUCAAAUAAUUUUAUUUGUAGCAAGGAUUUGGAGGUUCAGCUAAGAAAAGCAAAUGUUUUGAAUACAGACUGACCUCUUUAUUCUCUUCGUGCCUGUAAUAAUUUUUACAUUGGCAUCAAAAUGUCUCUGGCACAGGUGCAAGCCAUCAGUCGUGAACUGAUACCUUGCUUUAGGAAAUUUUAUUACUUUGAGGAUUUCUUAUGAAUUUAAUGAAGUAAAUAUUUACAGCAAUACACUUGACAUGUAUCCUCAAGUUAGAAAUUCUGCAUGAUCAAUUUGUCAUGAUUUUUUGUUAAAUAUAGAGAAGGUAGAUGAUAAAAGAAUUGUUAAUUAAUUGCCGAAAAUGUAAAUAUUUGAAAAAUAUGCUUCAAACAAUGUAGCCAAUGUUAAUUCAUGGAGUUUGAUACUUUAAAGACUCAAGAUGCUCAUUGGUGCAUAGUGGUUUGUGUUGAAGGGUUAGCAUUUGUACAUACAAAUAUUUCCCAUUCGUCAGUUCAUAUAUUUCCAUCAUUUUACUGAGUGACUGAUCAGUGCACUCACACAAGUCCCAUCAUCCUGAUUGAAAAUCAAAAUUGCAUUUUUGUAUUUUGAAAGUUUUAGAAUUCAAUUUUAUUUGUAACACUAUCUGCUUCAAGAAAUGGUGUUAUGCCUUUUGUCAGUUAUCAUUUAUCAAGAAUUUCUUUGUUCAUUUGAAUUCCCUCUGCCCAAAGCUGGUAAUUACAAUUGUAGUAGAGACUUCCAUUACAGAGAUAUAUUUUUGUUGUUAUGUUGAGAAAUGUAAUCUUUUUCUUCUGUGGUUUAAGUAAAAUAAAUAUGGU